AUGACGAAGACGCAGGAAAACAGUGAAGCACUUAGAACCAACACUUUGAAUCUCGAUGGGAAUCCGAAAAUAGGUACCUUCUUUAACAAAGAUGGGUUGUCAUUGCGGACGUACGAAUGGGGGGUAGAAAACCCUAGGGGCAUUAUCAUAUUAAUUCACGGGAUAAAGUCGCACGUAAGAUUAAGCUUUUUAAAACCUAACGUGGAAAUAGUGAGUAACGAUAAGGCUAUACUAAUAGAUGGGGAAAAUUACUAUCUGUAUAAGGGCAGUUGGGUAGAAGAGUUUAACAGAAAUGGGUAUUCAGUGCACGGCAUGGAUUUACAGGGUCACGGAUUAUCAGAGGGAUGGGAGAAUUUAAAAGCCCACAUAAAAGAGUUCGACGAUUAUGUGUAUGAUGUGGUGCAGCACAUUGCUAUCAUUUUAAAGCAUUUCAACUCGAAGGGUAAAGAAAGAGGUACGCUGCCUAACAAGGAACACUCCCCAAAUGGCAAAAACCUUCCCAUAUAUUUCAUUGGGUAUUCACUGGGGGGGAACGUAGCAUUGAGAAUUUUACAAAUGAUGGAAGAUUCAAAGGAUGAAAUCGUUAGGAGUAUUAAUUUGAAGGGGUGCAUAUUGUUAGCCCCGGUGAUUCUUUACAAGGAACUAGCUAAGCCAGAUUCCUUUGCCUUUAAAUUUGUUUGCUUACCAGUGUCGAAAAUGCUCUGCAAAAUAAUUCCUAGGUUUCAACUUAAGAGCGAACCCGCCUAUCAAUCCUUUCCCUUCGUUAUAGAUAUUGGGAAAUAUGACGCCCUGAGAUAUAAAGGUGGAAUAACAAUACAAUUUGGGUAUGAGAUUUUAAGAUCUAUGCAUAUUUUGCGCAGCGGUGUAAACCGCAUUUCGAAAGAAGUUCCGCUACUCUUUAUUCACUCCAGGAGGGAUAGCAUUUGUUACUAUGAUUACGUUUUGUCAUUCUUUGAAAGGUUAGAAGUGAGGAAUAAGGAGAUGUACACGCUUGAACAUAUGGACCACGCAUUGACGAAGGAGCCGGGGAACGAGGAAAUUCUGCAGAAGAUUGUCGACUGGAUAGGGGCUUUGCCAGUGGGGUAG
This is a messenger RNA of Plasmodium vivax (malaria parasite P. vivax), 1086 nucleotides long. RefSeq names its product PST-A protein. Gene Ontology annotation, molecular function: lipase activity. The coding region runs from base 1 to 1086 and encodes 361 amino acids. NCBI's taxonomy places the organism in Eukaryota, Apicomplexa, Aconoidasida, Haemosporida, Plasmodiidae. Gene Ontology annotation, cellular component: membrane. The transcript has a single exon. The record is from RefSeq and is a predicted model, not a curated record.